GCGGAGGCAGGAGGCCACACACACACACACACACACACACACACUGGAGGGAACCCCAUCAGCUGUGGCGAGAAGCAACACAGCUUCAACUUACGUGUGUUUUUGUGAGCGCAGCUGUCGACCAUCCACACGCUCCUGCCGCGGGAUCUGCAGACAUGCGCCGCUGAGGAGAAGCGUGAGAUCCGUGCGGGCGAGGACCAGAACAUCACAGCGUGUGAGCGAGGGACGCGGUGGAGGGAGAGGACACGGAACACACGGGCUUGGAGACGGCGGCUGUGAAAGCAUGGAGUAUUUCAUGAUGCCCACCGAGAAGAUGUCUUCCUUGCAGCAGUUCAAGAAGACGGAGAAGGACGUGAUCGGGGGUCUCUGCAGCCUGGCCAACAUCCCGCUCAGUCCGGAGACGGCCCAGGACCAGGAGAGACGAAUCCGCCGCGAGAUCGCCAACAGCAACGAACGCCGGCGAAUGCAGAGCAUCAAUGCCGGCUUCCAGUCCCUCAAAACACUCCUGCCCCACACAGACGGGGAGAAACUCAGCAAGGCGGCCAUCCUGCAGCAAACAUCGGACUACAUCUUCGCUUUGGAGCAGGAGAAGACACAGCUCCUGGCACAGAACAACCAGCUCAAACGCUUCAUCCAGGAGUUCAGCGGUUCGUCACCAAAGAGGAGGCGAGCGGAGGAGAAGGAUGAAGGGAUCGGCUCUCCAGACACUCUGGAGGAGGAGAAGGUGGAGGAGCUGAGGAGGGAAAUGUUAGAGCUGCGACAGCAACUGGACAAGGAGCGCUCGGCUCGUAUGCAGCUGGAGGAGCAGGUGCGCUCUCUGGACACCCAGCUGCACCCAGAGCGUCUGAAGGUGAUCACCCAGCAGGUGGAGGAGGAGCAGGCGCUCAUCCAGAGCCAGACGCUGUUACGGCUGCAGCAGAUCCACGCUGCCGACCGGCAAACACACAGUCCGCAGGUGCUGGCUCCUCCCACUCACCCUGCCCCAACCCAUCACGCCACAGUCAUCGUCCCAGCUCCGACACUAACCCAGCACCCCCACCAUCACGUCACCGUGGUGACCAUGAGCCCGUCUGCCCACACCAGCACUGUCUCCACGUCCAGACAGAACCUGGACACCAUUGUGCAGGCCAUCCAGCACAUUGAACGCACUCAGGAGAGGAGAGCCAGCGCUGAGGAGGACCAGAGAAGAGCCGUCAUCGUUAGCCCCGCCCACGCGGCCAUGGACACCGCCUGCUCAGACACAGACACCGACACGGAGGGAGAGGACUGCUCAAUGAACUGACCCACCCCCCCAAACAGACACACACUCUCUCUCUCUCUCUCUCACAAACACUUAAAAUGCCUACUCACUGUAAAAUUCCCUCCAGGAGCUUGACUACUUUUUAAAAAGAGAAUUUGUCUUUGGCAUUAUCCAAACUCCUACAUCCAGUGGUUAAGCUCAGUGUCAGUCUUGUACUGUAAAAUCUCUGAAGAUUGAAAACAUAGGAUGGUCAGCGUGCGCAGGAGGCCCCGUGGGAUUUCUCGAGGCUGUUUUUAGUGUCUGAGCCGGUCUGUCGCUACUUGAAAACGUUAGGGUCUCCGCUCGUAAACAGCUAUCAUUCAUCCGUCUGCCCUUCUUUUUUGUGUUGGUGUGUGCUACCGUCACAGCAUCAGUUACCCGUCGUCUCUGGCACGCUGACAGUAUUAUUUGUGCUACAUGUUAAUGGGUUUAGUGUAACGGAGAGUUGAAUGUAACGACACAAUAAGCAAGCAGCUCUUGAUUCUGUAAAGGGAUGUGAAGUGGCAGUUAUUUCUUCCCCUGUCUUGACCUUGUUUGUCUUUAUUCCCCUUUUAUGUCCUUUCAAACCCGACAAACAACAGAGGGCAUUUCAAAAUUUAAACUUUUGGGAAAAAACACACUUAAUCACAAAGUUAAAUUGAGGAAACAUGGAAAGAAAUUCCAUCAGAUUUACUUGAAGAAAAAAAAGCCCUUACAAAAUAAGCUUUUGAACAAUAUACAUGAAUCAUCUUUUGGUUAUAAUGUUGUCCACGUGUUUGUUAACUUUUUUCCUUGUCAUUGUUACUGAAUGUUUAAGGUGAACGUUUUGUUAUAACGAGAUUAACAACUUUAAAAUUGGAGGUUUGGAGGCCUUCACAUGAAUUAAGAACGGUUUCAACCACAGUCGGCCCAUUCAUCUGGUAUUAGCUGGUGAUGGUGGUUGUAGCUCCCCUGACUUAAAAAAAAAAAAAAAGAACCAAAUUUUGGUUUGUGACUUGAAAACAUUUACCAGCAUUUUGUAACCGACUGGCGUUGAUUUUUAAUCAAUUUCAUACAGUCCCACUGAAUACAGUUUUGAGAAAAUGUAAAGUUCGGCUGAUGUUGAAAAUCUGAAAAGCAGAUUUUGAGGAUUGACAUGCGAACGAAGCAUGAAGGCUUCCAGUGUUCCCUCCAGACUUCAGUCUUAUCUUCUGCUCUUGGUUUGUAGAUUUUAGUGACUAUGCACUAGAGUUUUUUGCUAUUUAUGCAAACCUAUCUUCAGUCCAUUUGUCGGUGCCAUUUAUACACGAGGUGAAGUUAUCUAUGCACCGUUGGUAGGUGUGUACAUUACACCUACAGUACAUGUAUGAAACUUGAUAUGCUUGUAUCAAAGAAUGUAGGCGUCUCUUCGUGCAAAGGGGAUUUGUCAACCUGGUGCUCCACAGACGAGCAGUGAACCCAAGGCCAGAACUAUUACGUAACUUCACACUUAAUCAUGUUUCCUGAAUUUGUUGUUUCCAUAUUAUGGAAUUAAAGCAGGGGAUCAGGGUGGAUAGAAAAAUGGCAGCACAUUCUAUGUUGAACAUAAUAGGUUAACUUCUUUCUGAACUCCAUCCCAAAAGCAUCACUUAACAAAAGAAAACUGUCAAACAAGGAUUCAGCAGCUGAAGUUAUUAGUUAUUAACUAAGCACGGUGAUGAUAGGUCGAUGUAUGUUUUCAGUGCAUUAAAUGCCCCAAAAAAGCGCUCCUCCAUCAUUGAGACGGAAAUAUAAACCUAAAGGACUGAACUGCAGAUUUUCCCCUACAAACCCCAUCUCUCUGUAAAUCGCACCGAGUCUGUCCACCUCAUGUUUCGUCGUUUGUAUUUCUCCCGGGAAUCUGACUGGAAAUCCCUGCUCCGGGCGUCUCUCCUGUCACACUCGAUUUGAUUCGCCGACUUGAUGCUGUAAACAUUCCUUUUCUUUGGAUUUAUAUCUUGUCUUUUGAUCUCUUUACGUCUUCUGUUGCCAAUUGAAUGCAUGUUACUAAUUGCUGUUUCCUCUUGUCUAAAGUGGGAUUUUGUUUUGACAUUUUUUGUUUAUUUUUUUUAUGGGUUUUCCAUAUUAUUUUUUUCUAUAAUCACAUGACUGAUGCGUUCAGUGUGAAACUGUCUUGUGUGGACGCUUCAGUCGCUGACAUCAGUUUCUAUGUCUGGUUAGAUUAGUGUCUUUCAUGCCAAACCAGGAGGGAGGGGCUCAUUUUGUUAAAGCGCUUGUUGUUCUGCAGACAGAAGUUAAACCACAGCCGGAGAGUAGCUGAGGUUUGUUGUUGGUCAGAAAAACACUUGUACUUUGUGUUGCAGCACUGCUGUCGUUUGGUGGAACUUUGCGAUAUUUGAUAUGAAGCACUUGCUGUUCUGUACUGCCUGAAUCAAUGAUGAGGAAGGUCGUUUUUUUUGCCAUUUAUUUUUCGUAAGCCCUUCGCUGUGACGCAAUUUCACAUCUGUCUAUUGUGUUCUGCUUUUCUGACUUUUUCAUUCGUUUGUAUUGGUCCCGUUUUCCAUUUUUCGGUGACGAGCUAUUUUUUAUACAUUUAUUUGUGAUUUCUGUUUUGUUUUAUUUUUUUCCAUCAGUCCAGGUCGAUGAGAAGCUGUUAUAUUUUGUUUAUAAAAAAAAAACUUGGGUAAACAGA
Molecule: messenger RNA, 3908 nt
Organism: Hippoglossus stenolepis (Pacific halibut)
Lineage: Eukaryota; Metazoa; Chordata; Actinopteri; Pleuronectiformes; Pleuronectidae
Product: transcription factor AP-4
Exons: 7
Coding region: 284-1282 (332 amino acids)
Biological process (GO): regulation of transcription by RNA polymerase II
Cellular component (GO): nucleus
Molecular function (GO): DNA-binding transcription factor activity, RNA polymerase II-specific; protein dimerization activity; RNA polymerase II cis-regulatory region sequence-specific DNA binding
Source: RefSeq, a predicted model, not a curated record